AUGAAGAGUGAAAUUGCAAAGUUGCAUCAUCAAAAUGAAGAAGUCAUGGCUGAACACCAGCACUUGGAUGAUGACCUAAAAUGGGCUGUAUACGAAGGAAAGAGGAUGCAGAAAUUAAAUAACGAUCUUAUGGAGGAAUUAGAGUUUCUGGAGAAGAAAAUGCGAGGAGGAAAGGAUAAUAGCAAGUUAGGAGGGGAGAAUUCCAGGCUCCAGGAAGAGGCAGACGAAAAACUGCCUGGAAAUAACUUCACUGAAGAAAUCAUUAGUGAAGGAGAAAGAGCAAAACAGCUUUUACAGGAUGCUCUCCAUUAUAGGAGGGAGAUUGAAGGCUUGUUUGAGGCAGAACAGAAGAGAAGGAAGGAGAUGGAGAAUUCCCUCAGAGUCUUAAAAGAAGAGCUCGACAACAGGGACCUCCAAAUAGAAAGAUUCUUAAAUGAGGAAAGAAAAUUAAUAUCUGAAAAAGAGGACCUAGAAGAGAAGCUAUACAUCGCUCUUAAUCACGGGAAUGAACUGAACAGCUUGCUGGAGGAAGCAGCGAUGAGGAAGGCCAAAAAAAUUGCUAAUGAAUUAGAGGAAGAGGUCCAGAAAAGGGAGACCCAAAUACGCCAUUUGUUAGGCCAAGGAGAAAGACUCCAGGGAAGAACUGCAGCAACUUGGAAAAGAAUGUGA
Macrobrachium nipponense is the source of this 669-nucleotide messenger RNA. RefSeq lists its product as uncharacterized. The record is from RefSeq and is a predicted model, not a curated record. The transcript is spliced from 2 exons. Bases 1 to 669 code for a protein of 222 amino acids. Lineage: Eukaryota; Metazoa; Arthropoda; Malacostraca; Decapoda; Palaemonidae.